Messenger RNA from Mycotypha africana, 1788 nucleotides. RefSeq lists its product as uncharacterized. The record is from RefSeq and is a predicted model, not a curated record. The transcript has 5 exons. NCBI's taxonomy places the organism in Eukaryota, Fungi, Mucoromycota, Mucoromycetes, Mucorales, Mycotyphaceae. The coding region runs from base 118 to 1689 and encodes 523 amino acids.
GAGAACGAACUCGUGGACAGCAGCUUGGACCCUAUUGUACAAACGACUUCUUCACGGCAACCUGCUCCAGCAAAAGCAGCUGCUUUCUUUGCCACAACUGCUCAAGAGCGACAACACAUGCCUUUAAUGAAUAGACCUUAUGCUCAGCCUUUUCGAACUAUACCCAAGCCAAGCACUUCCUUUAGUAGUAGCAGUAGUACGACACUACCAAGAAAAAGAGCAAUAAGGCCAGAUCCAGAAGAGGAAGAAGAUUCAGAGGAGGAAGUAAGGGUAGAACGUUCGUCUGUAGCGUCUAUGCCUACUGUUCGGGGGACUUCCCAGCAUCCUCCGCCGACUUUAGAGGCUGCGAGCGAUAGAGCGAAUAUGACACCUUUAAAGAGACCCCGAUUCGGUUUGUCCAAAGCGUCUCCUUCUACACAUCUUCAUCAUGCAACGAUACCCGCGCUUCCUCAUUUACAAGGACACCAACAUCCUAUGUCUAUGAUGAUUGCUAACAGGCAAAAAAGUACUCACAGAUCAGCGGAAAUUGUUACAACAGCUACACCAUUGCCACCACUUACAACAUCUACGUCUACGGUGGUAGAUAAUACCCACGGAAGUUCAUCUUUUGCUACAGCCUCAACGUUAGCUGCAGAACAACAAAGCACAGUGACAGGCACCUCGAAUGCUUCCUCCUCCAAAACAACUUCCAGCUCUUUCAAAAGCCCUCUCGCUAAUGGAACUUAUACCCAGGUGACCCUUCAAUUUCCCAACAGUAAAAAAGCAUUCUCCAUUUUAAAGAGCAAAAAAUAUCCCAAGAGAUCAAAGACGGUGCCUGCCAAGUUCAAUUCUGUCAAUGCGUACACAGAAACGUUCAAAAAGCUUAUUCUUGAGCAUUUAGAGAUUUUACUUUUGAAUUACGGCCUUUAUUUUUACACAAUGUAUGAAAAAUUUGGUAAACACAAGCACGGGCAAGAGUUAGAAAGAGCGAUUCGGUCCAAGGGGAUGAGUCUCUACGUCCUCUGUGAGAUAAAAUCAACCUAUCCAUCGUUUUCCUCACUCUCCUCUUCUUCAUUGGAGGGUGAGGGCCACCGAAGAUUACGGCUGAUGAUUCCAGCGACCAGCCGAGAGCACUCGUCGAAAUACGCCAAGGACGAUAUUUGGGUUCUCUCCAAAGUUUCUUCUUUUGAAUCGAGUCAAACAUUCUUGGCAAGAAGUACCUUUUAUGGCCCUUUUUCGGACGGCUCAUUGGAACUAGAGUGUAUUUCACCGAGAGAUGCACGCGUGGCUGCUCAAAUUCUCAAAGAAGAGGCAGAUGUAUACGCUUUACGCACUAUUGCUGCCAGCACGGAAUUUAUGAUGCUGGAUACACUGAAUGAUAAUGUGCUGUUGAGCAAACUUAAUUUACUGCCAUACAUUAUGACCGACGAUCAGAUUAGAAAGAGCAACAGAAAAAGCAAGAAGCCUGGUGGUGGUGGUGGUGGAUCGAUAGAGUACCCAACUUUGCAUUGCAUUCGGCUAACUGUUGGAGACGGUAUUGAUGUCGAAGCCAAGCUUGUAGACACUAUUCGCGAGUACAAGUUAAAUCUUGAUCAAGAACGAGUGUUAAGGCAAGUGGCUCAUACUUUGAUUGUCGCUCCUGGUUGGAAUGAAAACGCCAAUAGACCCUUUGUGUUGGUACAUGGUGUUUACGGUUCAGGUAAAAGGUAGAAGGAUCAUUUGCAAAAGAGACGACAUUGACAUGAAAGGCAAGAACUGCUUUGACCUAUGAAUUCACUGUUUGCCCUAUUUCCACUACUUUAUAGUUAU